Molecule: messenger RNA, 1506 nt
Organism: Penicillium odoratum
Lineage: Eukaryota; Fungi; Ascomycota; Eurotiomycetes; Eurotiales; Aspergillaceae
Product: MFS transporter
Exons: 4
Coding region: 1-1506 (501 amino acids)
Biological process (GO): transmembrane transport
Molecular function (GO): transmembrane transporter activity
Source: RefSeq, a predicted model, not a curated record
AUGCCGGAGCUAAUCAACAAUGCCACGUUUUUCGUAUCCUCCGAACAUAAAUAUAUCAUAAUGGCAGACGUUGAGAAAGGGAUCAUCACCCAAGAGGUGGCCAAACCUCAGGACCCUAACCUCGUUGACUUCGACGGCCCUGAUGAUCAGGAGAAUCCGUUCAACUGGCCAAAAUGGAAAAAAGGUCGUCAGCUGAUUUUGAUGGCCUUUAACACAUUUAUUACUCCUCUGGCUUCGUCAAUGUUUACCCCCGGAGUCAGCGAUGUCAUGAAGGAAUUCGGCUCCACAAGUAGCAUUAUAGGCUCGUUUGUCGUUACCGUUUACAUUUUGGGCUACUGCUUUGGACCCUUUUUGAUCGCCCCACUAUCUGAGAUCUACGGCCGUGUGCCGCUAUACCACGCCUGCAACCUGCUUUUCCUCAUCUUCACCAUCGCCUGCGCUGUGGCUCAGUCCAUGCCGCAACUAAUCGUCUUUCGCUUGCUGGCCGGUAUGGCAGGUGUCUGCCCUCUGACGAUUGGAUCUGGCACCGUCGCCGACAUGGUCCCCAAAGAGAAGCGAGCCGGAAUCAUGGCCAUUUGGGCGAUGGGACCCGUUCUUGGACCCGUUGUUGGCCCAGUCGCAGGCGGCUUUUUGGCCGAAGCGGAGGGCUGGCGCUGGGUGUUCUGGGUGAUUGCCAUUGCCACUGGUGUCAUGCUAAUUCUGACUAUUAUCUGGUAUCGCGAAUCCUACGCUCCAAUCGUGCUCGAACACAAAGCCGCUCGUCUGCGCAAGGAAACUGGAAACCCCGACCUCCGCUCGAUCCGUGAUACUGGCAAACUCAGCCCGCGACUAUUCCUAACGGCCCUAGCUCGUCCGUUGAAGCUGCUCUUUACCUCCCCGAUCGUCUUUAUGAUGGCGCUCUACGCCGCUAUUACAUACGGUUAUAUGUACCUCAUGUUUACCACCAUCACCUCUAUCUUUGAGGACAACUACGGCUUCGGUCCCGGUGUCUCCGGUCUCGCAUACCUGGGCUUCGGUGUCGGCUGCAUGAUCGGACUGAUCACCACCGGCAGAGUGGCCAACUAUAUCGCCAAAGACCAUAUCAAGAAAGGCUGCUUCGCACCGGAAUCCCGUCUGCUGCCUAUGAUGGUGGGAUGUUGGUUUAUGCCCAUUGGUUUGUUCUGGUAUGGCUGGUCAGCCCAGGAGCACACCCACUGGAUUGUACCCAUUCUAGGCACUGGGUUCUUCGCCCUUGGCUUGAUGACCGUUUUCUCAUCUGCCAGUACUUAUCUGGUUGACUCUUACCUGCGCUACGCGGCGUCCGUCACGGCAGCGAACACAGCACUGCGGUCGCUGGUCGGAGCUCUGCUGCCAUUGGCUGGGCCAUCGAUGUAUGAUGCGCUGGGACUGGGAUGGGGGAACUCACUACUGGCGUUCAUUGCGCUGGCGAUGUGUGCUGUGCCGUUCGUGUUCUGGAAGUUCGGAAAACAGAUUCGCACCAGCCCUCGAUUCCAGGUGAAUCUGUAG